UAACUAACAGCGGUCGAACAACAGAUCGCGGAAAUAAUGCUGCUGAAUCUCUCUUGUCUAUAUUUGAUUUCUCUUUGUUUUCGAUAAAUAGGCAAACCAUUUUAAAACGUUACAGAAUAAGGAACUGUCAACUCACUGCAUUUAAAAAAUAGGCAUUUUAGCAGCUCAGGAUGGCUUUGGUCCCCUAUGAUGAGAAUGUACUUCCUGCUCUGUCAAAGCUUCACCAGACUUCAGCUGAAUUUAAUCUGGCCAAUCACAGGAUCAGACUCAGCCAGGACUGGAAGCGAUUGGGUGUCGCUGCUGUGGUCUGGGACGCAGCUGUAGUGCUCUGCAUGUUCCUGGAGAUGGGAAACGUGGAUCUGAAAGGAAAGAAGGCUAUUGAGCUUGGAGCCGGCACAGGUUUGGUGGGCAUUGUAGCAGCUCUGCUUGGUGCCAAUGUGACAAUUACAGACCGAAAACCUGCCUUGGAAUUUCUGACGGCCAAUGUGCGUGAAAACAUUCCUCCCAGCCAGCAGGGGGCGGUACAGGUAUCUGAACUUACCUGGGGUGAGAAUCUAGAUCUGUAUCCCUCAGGCAGCUUUGAUCUGAUACUGGGAGCCGACAUUGUUUACCUGGAAGAGACGUUUCCUGCUCUCCUGCAGACUCUUGAACACCUGAGCUCGGAGAACACGGUGGUGUUGUUGUCCUGUCGGAUUCGAUAUGAGAGAGAUGAGCGGUUCCUGACGGAGCUACGGCAGAGGUUCUCUGUGCAGGAGGUUCAUUAUGACUCUCAAAGGGACAUUCACAUUUACAGAGCCGUGAAGAACAGGACCAACACCGAACUGUAAGAGCUGGUAUUGAGGAAACUUUGGGUAGAGCUUCCUGUUUGUAAUUCAAAGCAUUUUAAGCUUGAUAAAACCUAUACUGAAGGUGAUUAAAUGACAAUAUUUAACAGGA
This is a messenger RNA of Pimephales promelas (fathead minnow), 936 nucleotides long. The record is from RefSeq and is a predicted model, not a curated record. Lineage: Eukaryota; Metazoa; Chordata; Actinopteri; Cypriniformes; Leuciscidae.